Messenger RNA from Rhopilema esculentum, 3302 nucleotides. RefSeq names its product band 4.1-like protein 5. Lineage: Eukaryota; Metazoa; Cnidaria; Scyphozoa; Rhizostomeae; Rhizostomatidae. The record is from RefSeq and is a predicted model, not a curated record. Gene Ontology annotation, cellular component: cytoskeleton. Gene Ontology annotation, biological process: actomyosin structure organization.
UAAUGUGAUAUGUGUUGGCCUCAAACGUCUGCUUACAAGGAAUAUUGAAGCACUUUCUUGCUCAUCAUUUUAGAGUUUAGCUUUAAAAAUCAUGGAAAUUCUGUGACUGUUCUUGGUUUAAGUUUUAAAGAUGUCUAUUGUAAGGAGGUUAAGCGAGAGAAUCAGAAAGUCGUUCAGGCGUCGACCGCGUCCCGGUUAUUCAACAGCAGAUACUGUUGAUGCUAGGCCAGUGAAGAAAGGAUGCAUAAGAUGUAAAAUUGCACUACUUGAUGGCAGUGACUUGACUAUCGAUGUAGAGAAAAAAGCACUUGGUCAAGAUUUAGUUAAAAAAGUACUGAUGCACCUUGAUUUGGUUGAAAAGGACUAUUUCGGUCUCCAGUUUAUGGACACAAAACAAGUUCCUCACUGGCUAGAUCCAACCAAGAAAGUGAUAAAGCAAGUUAAGAUUGGUCCUCCAUACACAUUGCACUUCAGAGUAAAAUUCUAUGCAGCAGAGCCAGAAAGCCUUCAUGAAGAGCUCACUAGGUACCAUUAUUUCUUACAAAUAAAGCAGGAUAUAUUGAGGGGAAAGCUGACGCCAACAUUUGAACAGAUGGCUGGAUUAGGUGCAUAUGCUGUGCAAUCUGAGCUCGGUGAUUUCGAUCGAACUUUGCAUAUUGGGAAUUAUGUGUCUGAAUUUCGGUUUAUGCCAGAUCAGACUGGACAGUUGGAAGCUAGAAUUGAAAGGCAACACAAACAGUUGUUGGGAAUAAAUCCUGCUGAAUGUGAGUUAGAAUUCCUUAAAAUCGCAAAGGACCUGGAAAAUUAUGGUGUUGAUAUGCAUCCAGUUGAGGAUAUUCAAGGCAAGGAGUGCCAGCUUGGCUUAUCUGCUCGAGGAAUCCUUAUAUACAAAGACAAUCAAAGGGUUGCAGGACAUCCAUGGCCCAAAAUCACAAACAUUGCAUUUCACAAGAAGGAAUUUGUUAUGGCAGCAGAGAAACAGAAUGGAAAUGAAGAAUUCAGAUUUGCACUCCAUAACUCACGGGCCAGCAAGCAUUUAUGGAAGUGUGCCGUAGAGUAUCAUACUUUUUUCAGGAUGACAAGAGCAGCUGAACCAGUUAAAAGAAGAUCAAGUUUUUUGAGUUUUGGAUCUAAAUUUCGAUACAGCGGAAGAACACUUCAUCAAGCGAAGAAAGACGACAGUGUGAAUGCCAGAAAGUCUCUUCAUGUCAAAAGGACAAGAAGUGAGAGAUAUGCUCAAAGAUCCACUAUAGGAUAUAUCAGAAUUGGCUCAAACGUUUGGGCUAAGUCAUUCAAUGGUGAUUAUUAUCGCGGUCAAGUUACUGCUUUGUCUGAAAAAGUCUACAUAAAAUUUGAUAAUGGAGAUACAAUCGCACAUGAUAGAACUGAUGAAGAGUGUGUAGUAUUCGAUAUGGAUCCAAACCCAAGUGAAGUAGAAAUUGGUUCAAAAGUUAUCGCUCACUGGAGUGGGUUAUCUGCAAUGCUUCGUGGAACUAUAGAGAAAAAAGAAGGCGAAAAGUAUUUUGUCUUGUAUGACGAUGGUGAUAAGGCCUACAACAGAAUUCAGCAAAUCAGAAUUUUGAAGCCACCUCUCUACUUUGGGCCAGGAUCAGGUUCCUCUCGCAUCCAGAAGCGCCUUUCGAUGAAAGCAACAUCAUUAAUCGGUGAUGCAAGAACUUCAACAUCCGCUGAUGAUAAUUUAGGCUCAAGGAGCCAGAAAGGUGGCGAGGUGACAGUCACUGCUGAUGUUGUCCCAGACCGAAGAAUUAACUCAAGGCCUGACAAGACUUCAGUGAAAUCAAACAGAAGCGACACGAGUGAAGUGUUCUUUUCGAAGUUCGAUUCCAUGAAUGCAAACAACGGCUCAAGACCACCAAACAACGGUUCGGAUGCAAACUCAAACGGCUAUAGGAACCGGGACCAGCCGCAACGUGGGUCUCCAAAUGAAACUGGUAGCCAGAAGUGGUACACUCACGUUAAAACAAGCGAAAUUGCUGAAGAAAGACAGCCGUUGGCCCAAGAGAGGACAGAUGGUAGCUCACAUUACAAGGUGGUACAGAAGACAACAAGAACAACAAGAUCACACGAGUCUUCGUACAAACAAAGGGCCAACAACGGUAAUCGGGCGGAGCCUGCUUUCGUCACAGAACUUUAACCUGCUGGGCGUUACCUUAAAUCUAUCUCAUCGAAUUUUCUCUUCUUUAAGUGUAACCAAUGCAUAUUUAAUCUUUAGUUAAUGGGCUUGUUAAUGACAUUGUAAAUAAAUCUAAUCUGGGACAGGGACAAUCUUCAACAGCGCAGCGAGACAAUCUGAGGGAUAUAUUAUCGUUGGCUGCAAUGACGUCUUCAGCUUGCUCAUCAUUUAUAUGGACCAAGCGGUUAUUUUUCACAGGUACUUUUGCAAAGAUAUGAAUUUUAUAUAUGCAGUUUAACUUUAGAAUGAGGAAGGCUAGACAACAGGGCAUCAUUAUCAGAUUGAUAUUUAGUAAUAGUUGCAGAGACAUCACACACUCGUUUCAGAGUUCCAACGUAUUUGUUCUGAAGGAAAGGAAGUCACAGAAAACAAAUAAUUUCACCGACCACACCCGUACCAUGUCUUCUUCCCGUAAUUUUUUUAUCAAUUUAAGGUCAAGCAUCUUUUUUAUUCCGAUUGGUUUUCAUAUUUUUUAACCAGAACUUUUUUCAUACCGCUAAGAACAACCACGAGCCAUUUUAAAUCUUCUUCACGCUCGAAGAUAACCAAAUGAACAAAGAGUUAGCGACUUUACCAUUUAUCAGUUACCACAACAAUACAAUUACACGCAUAUGCAUUAUUCGUGACGUUUCUCUGGUCAUUCCCAAUAGUUACUGCGACAACCUCCACCAUGCAAAUAUAUUAGAAGGUAGCAUUACUAGAGGUUCCUGAGGGACCCGCAUAAAACGUUCUUGGAAUUUCGCUUAAUCUCUACUGGGUAGGUAGCCAAUCGUAAUAUUUUGACACAUAAAACUGCAUUAUGGGAAAUCGUUUUUAUCAUUCAAAAUCGAAUUAUAGGACAGACGUAUUUUGUUUUUCAAUUAUAACGGGUAUUUUUUGCUGUUUCUCAGUCGCAUGUAGUGUAGAAACUUUAACGUUGAAAUGACAGUUACUUGGUUGAUAUUAUGUUCUUAAAGACAGGUUUUGGAUCUAGCUGAUAUAUAGUUUCGGUAACGUUAUAUGUUUUAGGAACUAGUUUUUGUAGUAAAAGCGGACAUUGUUGCCGAAAAGUCAUAUUUUAUCCUGUUUAUUCUGACACAUGAUAAUGGAACUCGAUAUUUUUUGCGUA